AUGUCUGGUAAAUGUUGCGUGGUGACCGGAGGCAGGGGCUUUGCCGCCAGGCAUUUGGUGGAUAUGCUCAUCCGAUCAGACAAGUUCCUCGUUCGGAUCGCUGAUCUACCUCCCGCCAUCGACCUCUCCCCGGAGGAGGAGAAUGGAGACCUUGGUCGUGCAUUGGAAUCCGGCCGCGCUUCCUACGUCUCUAUGGAUCUCCGCAACAAGCCCCAAGUCCUCCAAGCUCUUAAAGGAGCUGAGGUUGUUUUCCACAUGGCGGCCCCGCAUUCAGGUAUCAACAACUACCAGCUCCACUAUUCAGUCAACGUGGAAGGAACCAAGAACGUGAUUGAUGCUUGCGUCGAGCUUAAAGUGAAGAUCCUAAUCUUCACUAGCUCUGCUAGUGUGGUUUUUGAUGGGAUUCAUCCAAUCUUCAAUGGAGAUGAAUCAUUGCCGUAUCCACCCAAGCCUCUUGAUUCCUACUCUGCGACUAAAGCAGAAGCAGAGGCUGCUGUCCUUAAGGCAAAUGGUACUAAUGGGCUUCUUACUUGCUCCUUACGUCCUAGUAGCAUAUUUGGUCCUGGAGAUAAAUUGUUUAUUCCUUCUCUUGCUGAGUCGGCGAGGGCUGGCAAAUCCAAGUUCUUAAUUGGUGAUGGCAAUAACGUCUACGACUUCACGUAUGUUGAGAAUGUGGCACAUGCUCACAUAUGUGCUGAACAAACUUUGUCAUCAUCAGGGGAGGCUGCAGAGAAAGCUGCAGGGCAGGCAUAUUUUAUAACCAACAUGGAGCCUAUCAAGUUUUGGGAGUUCACUGGAAAUGUUUGUGCAGGUCUUGGUUAUGAGAGGCCAAGGAUCAAGGUUCCUGCUAUUGCUGUAUUGCCAGUUGCUCAUGCAAUUCAGUGGGCAUAUAAUCUACUCGGCACAUAUGGGAUGAAGCUCCCAGUGUUGAUUCCUUCAAGAAUUAGGCUUCUUUCUGGCAACCGAUCAUUUAGUUGUGCAAAGGCUCAUGAACGUCUUGGCUAUACACCAAUUGUAUCACUCGAGGAUGGUUUGAAAAGGACUAUUGAGUCAUUUUCACAUCUUAAUGCUGAGAAUCAACCUAAAAGAGAAGGGCAAUCUAAGGCUUCAUUAUAUCUUGGAAAUGGAAAAGUCGCUGACACACUACUUUGGAAGGAUACCAAGAAGACACUCAUCGUGUUGCUAGUUCUAAUUGGGAUUUACUACAGUUUCAUUUCGUCUAAUGCUACCAUUAUUACUGCGACUUCAAAGCUUCUCUUGAUGGCAGCAAUUUUUCUAUUCGUCCACGGCAGAUUACCUGAGAAAAUAUUUGGGUAUAAAAUCGAAAAGAUCCAUCCGUCUGAUUUUUACUGGACUGAGAAGAAGUCUUACCAAGUUGCUCAUGUAUUAGCUUCGUUCUGGAAUGCCGGGAUCAACAUUCUAGAAUCUCUUUGCAAAGGGAAGGACUGGUUGCUUUUCCUCGAGGUUGUCUUGUCGCUGUUGAUCAUUGGCUUCAUAGGGACCAUUUCCCUUCACUCAUUGUUUGUAAUGGGAGUUCCCACAACAUUUUUAGGGUUCUACUUGUACGAAAGGAACGAAGAAGCGAUUGAUGGUUUGGUGUCGGAUGCUCUCUCUUACGGAUAUAAAUUGAAAUCUCAAAUCAUCCACAAAGUAACUAGUCCAAAACUUGACUAA
This is a messenger RNA of Linum trigynum, 1674 nucleotides long. The record is from the annotation of a GenBank genome assembly. Lineage: Eukaryota; Viridiplantae; Streptophyta; Magnoliopsida; Malpighiales; Linaceae.